AUAAUUUUGACAUUACAUUCAGCUACCUUCCUUUCAUCGGCACUCUUUAGUGAUUUAAUUAAAUUAUUGCAGGAUAUCAAAGUUCAUUACACCACCAUUAGGAUUUGUUGGCAGUUAUGUUUUAGAUCUUGGUGGCAAUAGCAUUCCCGUCUCUGCUAGUGACGUAGCUCAAUGGGUGAACGUGUAAGUGAAAUUGACGUGGCAGAUGCGUGAUAUUUAUUGAAUUGCACGUGUGAGAGGGAGUAUUGCUUCCGAUUGUGUACCUUUAUUGUGUAUGAAUAUAUAUAUAUACCAGAGCUUAUAAGUGGUGUAGUAACAUUUCCAUCACAGUCAUGGGUUUGACAAUUUCUAGUGUUUUGACACGGCUUUUUGGGAAGAAGCAAAUGAGAAUUUUGAUGGUUGGACUGGAUGCAGCAGGGAAAACAACAAUAUUAUACAAGUUGAAGCUAGGAGAAAUAGUUACCACCAUUCCAACUAUCGGUUUCAAUGUUGAGACUGUGGAGUACAAAAACAUAUGCUUCACUGUAUGGGAUGUUGGUGGGCAAGGCAAGAUCAGGCCCCUCUGGAGGCACUACUUUCAGAAUACUCAGGGACUGAUUUUUGUAGUAGACUCUAAUGACAGGGAAAGGAUUGCUGAGGCAGAGAAGGAGCUUCAGAACAUGCUUCAAGAAGAUGAACUCCGUGAUGCAGUUCUGUUGUUAUUUGCAAACAAACAGGACUUGCCAAAUGCGAUGAGUGCUGCUGAGCUUACAGAUAAACUGGGGUUGAACCAACUACGUAAUCGUCAUUGGUACAUUCAGGCUACAUGUGCCAUCCAGGGGCACGGUUUGUAUGAAGGUUUGGACUGGUUGUCAAAUGAGUUGGCAAAGAAGUGAAAUUGAUGGUUGUAAUUGUGUCCAGUGAUAUGUAAAAGCAUCUCCAGUGUAAAACUGUGUGAGUGUUUGUGUGUGCGAGCAUAUUUCAUCAAUAUAAAUAAGCACACAAACAACUAUUAACACUAUAAAGAAGACACUAUUGCCAUAUGAGUUUCAACCUUAAAGGGUCAUC
Molecule: messenger RNA, 1047 nt
Organism: Zootermopsis nevadensis
Lineage: Eukaryota; Metazoa; Arthropoda; Insecta; Blattodea; Termopsidae
Gene: Arf4
Product: ADP-ribosylation factor 2
Molecular function (GO): GTPase activity; GTP binding
Source: RefSeq, a predicted model, not a curated record